AUGGCGUCAUAUCUAUCCACCGAACAACCCAUCAAAUUCUCUCAAGAAACUGAAAGCUUAGUGAAACGUCUUGCGGGUCCUUCGUCCGGGAAGGCGGGACUAGCUAAAGAUCAAACUGAAAUAAAUCGAAUUAUCUCCGAUGCCUCCAAGGGAUCCAAGUUCUAUGAAAAUGAAAAAAAGAAGGACAAGGAGUUAACGAUUAAAAUUAACAGGAUAUUGAAACAAAGGGACGAGGCAAUAAAUGGAGUUGAUAUCGCGAAAAUAGAGGCAGCUGUUGACCAGAUGAUAAACAAGAUUGAAUCUCAACGAGACCUAACUCAAAUCAUUGUUCACGUCGAUAUGGAUGCAUUCUAUGCACUGAUCCGCAAUCAAAGUAUUACAUUGUAUUGUGAGGAACACUCAAUGACGGCCGAAGAAUGCGUCAAGGAAAUGCGAGAAACUGUAUUUCGAGAGACUAAACUGACAGUCAGCGCUGGAAUAGCUCCAAACAAGAUGCUUGCAAAGAUAUGUUCCGACAAGAAUAAACCCAACGGGCAGUUCCAGCUUGAAUUCGAUUCCGAGUCUAUCAAAAGUUUCAUGCACGAUCUCUCCAUCCGCAAGGUCCCGGGAAUUGGUCGGGUUAAUGAAAGGUUACUGGAUGCAAUUGGUAUCAAGACUUGUGGAGACAUCUAUACGCAGAGAGCCGUUCUUUCAUUGAUGGACAAACAAUUUGGUCUGGUUUUUUUACUACGAACCUACUUGGGCAUUGCAAGCAACACUGUCGAGGCCUAUCGACGGGAGGAACGAAAGAGCAUAGGUGCCGAAAGAACGUUUCCGUCUCUGAGGAAUAUCCAACAGAUCCACGAGAAACUGGCCGAGGUUGCUGACGAACUGGAGAGAGAUAUGGAAGAAAAUGGUUGGGCAGGGCGAACGGUUACAUUAAAAUUCAAGCUAAAUACAUAUCAAGUGUUUACUCGGGCGAAGUCACUUAACCAUUGGGUAACGAAAAAAGAGGAGCUUUUUGAGAUUGGGAAGGAACUGCUUGCACCGGAGCUACCUGUUACAAUUCGACUUAUCGGCCUACGAGUAACUAAACUGAAAGACCUUCGAGAUACAGGGACGAACGGUAUCAAGCGCUUUUUUGAGCCUGCUAGUAAAAAUGGAAGCCCUCGGAAACGAGCCAAGUUAUCAAAUGAAGAGCUGGAAGAUCACGAUUACAUGGAGGAGGCUAUGCCUGGAUACCAUGAACAUGAUGAGACGGACUACAAGCUAGAAGACGAUUCUUUUGAAGGUGAUGAGAUUAUCGACCUGACGAAUAUCCAGGAGAAUCUAGACACUUCGAUAUCUCCCUCGAGGCGACCACCUCAUUCAACGUCCAACGCACAUGCUUCUGCAAGCGAUCUGGGCCCGCCCUCGAGACCAAGAAGUAACAGCGAGGCAAAGCCAUUCAGCCCAAAGUCUAUCAAAGCUGUAGAAACACAUGAAUGCCCAAUCUGUAGCAAGACCUUGGAAACCGAUAAUCAGGGCCUCAAUGCUCAUGUUGAUUUCUGCUUAAGUCGUGGUGCUAUCAUGGAGGCUCAAGGUUCUGCUACGAAAAUUAUCAAAAGUACCGCCACCUACAAGGGAUGGCCUAAACCAGAACCACGAAAAAAAUUCAAUGCAAAACCCGAAAAUCCAAAAAAACCAGGUUCUUCCAAACGGGGGAAAUGA
Molecule: messenger RNA, 1689 nt
Organism: Psilocybe cubensis
Lineage: Eukaryota; Fungi; Basidiomycota; Agaricomycetes; Agaricales; Agrocybaceae
Exons: 14
Coding region: 1-1689 (562 amino acids)
Biological process (GO): error-prone translesion synthesis
Cellular component (GO): nucleus
Molecular function (GO): damaged DNA binding; DNA-directed DNA polymerase activity
Source: RefSeq, a predicted model, not a curated record